CUUGAAACCGAAUUGUAGUUUUGUUUGUCCGAAGAAAGAGUAGUAUCGCUCUCUUUCUCAAUUUGUUUUUUUUUUCAAGAGAAAAAAGUUGAACCGGAAUUUCAGAUUCUCUAGAGGAGGAGCCAUGGCCGAUCAACUCACCGAUGAUCAGAUCUCUGAGUUCAAGGAAGCCUUCAGCCUCUUCGACAAGGACGGCGAUGGUUGUAUCACUACCAAGGAGCUUGGGACGGUCAUGAGGUCACUGGGCCAGAACCCGACCGAGGCUGAGCUCCAGGACAUGAUCAAUGAAGUGGAUGCUGAUGGUAAUGGGACCAUCGAUUUUCCUGAAUUCUUAAACCUCAUGGCAAGGAAGAUGAAAGACACUGACUCUGAGGAGGAGUUGAAAGAAGCUUUUAGAGUUUUUGACAAGGAUCAGAAUGGUUUCAUAUCUGCUGCUGAGCUGCGUCAUGUGAUGACAAACCUUGGGGAGAAGCUCACUGAUGAGGAAGUGGAUGAGAUGAUUCGGGAGGCUGAUGUUGAUGGUGAUGGACAGAUAAAUUAUGAGGAGUUUGUCAAGGUGAUGAUGGCUAAGUGAUAACUCACAGCAGACAUUAAGAACCAAAAAGAAAAGAAAGAAAGAUGGGGGAAUAUGAUUAAAACUAAUAUUAUGGGAUUCUUAGCUUCCUCAAUUUAUAUGUUAUCGUUUUUUCAAUCAAUCCUUAAACAAUGUUGUAGAUCUGGUGGAGGUUAGUGUCUUUUAAUGUCUUGUGAUGUUGCGUUGGCUAUUAAUCUUUUGUUUUUUGUGUU
This is a messenger RNA of Rosa rugosa (rugosa rose), 786 nucleotides long. RefSeq names its product calmodulin-7. Gene Ontology annotation, molecular function: calcium ion binding; enzyme regulator activity. The transcript has 2 exons. The record is from RefSeq and is a predicted model, not a curated record. Bases 125 to 574 code for a protein of 149 amino acids. NCBI's taxonomy places the organism in Eukaryota, Viridiplantae, Streptophyta, Magnoliopsida, Rosales, Rosaceae.